This is a messenger RNA of Trichomonas vaginalis G3, 1332 nucleotides long. RefSeq names its product arsenical pump membrane protein family. Gene Ontology annotation, molecular function: arsenite transmembrane transporter activity. The transcript has a single exon. Bases 1 to 1332 code for a protein of 443 amino acids. Lineage: Eukaryota; Parabasalia; Trichomonadida; Trichomonadidae. Gene Ontology annotation, cellular component: membrane. The record is from RefSeq and is a predicted model, not a curated record. Gene Ontology annotation, biological process: transmembrane transport; arsenite transport.
AUGGUGUUGAUGUUGCUUUGCGCAGUUAUAAAGCCAGAUAUUUACAUAAAAAUUAAGAAAGUAGGUUUUACUUUGGACACUUACUGGAUACCAUGUUUCAUUGCAGCUAUCAUAUGUAUAAUUUGGAGAUUUAUUCCAAUAAGAGCAUCCAUUCAUUAUCUUUGGGAAUUCUCUUCCUUGAACCCGGUUGGAAUCAUCAUUCUAGUUUUUGCCACUGUUUAUAUCAGUAUGUUCCUUGACACCACUGGUUUUUUCAAGAUGUGCGCCACUUGGGCUAUCAAGAAAGCAGGAAAGAGCGGAACUAUGCUAUUCUUCAUCAUCUAUUUCACAGUUGCAGUUAUUACAGUAUUGUCAUCCAAUGAUGUUGCUAUCCUUACAUUUACGCCUUUCGUUGCUUUCUUUGCUCGUGCAGCCCAGGUCAAUCCGAUUCCAUAUUUAUUUGGUCAAUUCAUGUCAGCAAAUAGCUGGGGUAUCAUGCUUAUUAUAUCGAAUCCUACAAACGUUGUUGUUGCUACUGGUUUUGGUCAUUCAUUUGGCUAUUAUUGCAAGUAUGCAGUAAUUCCAAGUAUUGUUGCAGGACUUACUCCUGGAUUAUUAGUAUAUUUCAUAUUUAAGAAGCAAAUCACUAAAGAAAUUGUUAUUAAAGGUGAACUUGCUGAGCCAAUGUCAUUAGUCAAUAAUAAAAGAGAUAUGUGGGUAGGGCUUUUCUUCUUAGGCGCCACAAUUAUUCUAAUGGCUUGCAGUGAGAUUCCUGGUUUCAAUUUCGAAUUAUGGCAGAUAGCAGGAGCAAUGGCCUUGAUAUUACUUAUAUAUAACAUUGUUAUUGAUAUCAUUCAUUGGAGAGAACCUCAUCCUACAAAACUCAGAGAGAUUUUAUCAGAAUUACCAUAUUCAAUUAUUCCAUUCCUUCUUUCAUUAUUCGUAUUGGUCAGUAUUCUUACAGAUACAGGACUCUUUGAUGUACUUGGAAAAGCUAUUGGAAAGAUCUCAAACGUCUCAAUGCCAAUAUCUGUUACUUUAUAUGGUAUAAUAGCAGCAAUUUUCGGAAACAUAUUGAAUAACAUUCCAUUAUCUGUUGCUUUAGUUCCUGUCAUUCAAUCAAUGAGAACAAAUAAGCUUCUUGGACCAAUUUACGGAUCAAUUAUUGGAGCCAACUUAUCUGCAUUAAUUACACCUCUAGGAUCUAUUGCAGGUAUCAUGUGGAUAUCAUUAUUGCGUGCAAACAAGAUCAAGCUUGGUUUCAGUCAAUUUAUGUUAAUUGGAUUCAUAGUAACACCUGUGACGCUAGCGCUUUCAUUAGCAUCGUUAAUGAUUGUGUUAAGCUUGUGGUAG